AUGUCCGCUCUACCAUGCAUCCGCUCUGCGCGUGGCUCCUCACUUCUCCGCCUUGGAGCUCUUCAAUCGCACCACGUCAAUCGGCCCUCCGUACAGCGACUGCAUCCGGUCUUUCGCUCUAUGCGCAGCCUAUCCAGCUCUAGAAAAGUACGAAAUAACCCUAUCUCCUGCCAUCUGUCAUUGUCUUUCCGAUCAUCAAUUCCCAAACAUACAGCCAGGACCUACGCCGACCAAAAAGGAUCCACAGGCAAAGCUGAAGCCGAUCUCCUGGUCGAGGAAUUACAAGAGCUGUAUGAAGUUGCCAAAGACGAGUUUGAAAUUGCCACCGAGAGCACGGACUCGUCUACCAUCUACGCUGCUUCGGACCGCGAGUCUGCCCGCGAUGCUCUCAACCAGUUGUCCGCUGUGUACGGCCUCUACACUGCUCGCCCUGGGGAAGUCGAGAAUGAGACAGAUGAGUCGCUGUCUGAGGCAGAGGAAUCGGGGGAGAGUGCUAUUGUCGAGACCCAAUAUAAUCCGGCGGAGAUCCCGCAGGGUGUUAAGGACGAGGUGCGUCGGCGUGUUGGGCAUCGGAUUCGGGAGUUGAAGAAUGCUGUUGAGGCGCUUGAGGAGAGGGCUACGGAAGAUUGA
Messenger RNA from Penicillium egyptiacum, 630 nucleotides. The record is from the annotation of a GenBank genome assembly. NCBI's taxonomy places the organism in Eukaryota, Fungi, Ascomycota, Eurotiomycetes, Eurotiales, Aspergillaceae.